Molecule: messenger RNA, 1179 nt
Organism: Metopolophium dirhodum (rose-grain aphid)
Lineage: Eukaryota; Metazoa; Arthropoda; Insecta; Hemiptera; Aphididae
Exons: 3
Coding region: 1-1179 (392 amino acids)
Molecular function (GO): nucleic acid binding
Source: RefSeq, a predicted model, not a curated record
AUGAAUGUCAUUGAAUCCACCGAUGUAAACACUCCUGUCACGCUGGCUGUUCAAAAUAUGCAGGAUGUGCAAUCAUUAUUGAGUUCGCCAGUUAAAAGAAAUCAAAGGGGACAGUAUGUUGAAAUCCAACAGAAAUUAAAAAUUAUAAAUGUUUAUAAAAUCAAAAUUCAACAAUCUUAUAUGAAGUAUAAAGAUUUAAUGUUAUCAAUAUCCAAAGAAACCGGCUUUGGAUACAACACAGUUUGUAAUACUGAGAUACCGACCUUAAAAAAAUUGAUGCAAGCCCUCAUUGAUGAUACGGACUUUCCAACUAUUUCCAGAACCUCAUUGCAGCUUGUUUUGAAGGAAUUGGGCUUUGAACAUACAAAGUUAAACCAUAAAAGCGCCCUUACUGAGAGAGCAGAUAUAGUGGUACAGCGACAAAAGUACAUUACAGCCAUACGACGUUACAGGAGUGAAGGUAGAACUAUAUAUUUCCUAGGUGAGACGUAUGUGAAUGCAGGUGAGACUUGUAGUAAGGCCUGGAUGGAUAAGACAAUGAAAUCAAAUAGAGAUGCACUGAUUGUUGUGCAUAUAGGCUCAGCAGAGGGUUUCGUCGAGGGUGGUCUACUGUAUUUUAAGUCAAAAAAAAGCACAGCAGACUACCACAAUGAAAUGAACAACACAUUCUAUGACUGGUUUCGCGGAAUUUUGCCCAAAUUAAAAGAUAACUCCGUAAUAGUGAUGGACAAUGCUUCAUACCAUUCGGUCGAAGUGGACCCCAUCCCUACAAUGGCCUGGAAAAAGAACGAAAUUGUAGAAUGGUUAACGUCCAAAGGUUGUGUUAUAGAGACGCCGGUAGUGAAACAUUUAAUCAUGGAAAAAGUAAGAGAUAUUAGGCACCUUCAUCACAAAUAUGUUAUUGACGAAGAAGCAUUAAAAUCAAAUAAAAUGGUAUUGCGUCUGCCAAAUUACCAUUGUGAGCUGAAUCCAAUAGAGUUGGCGUGGGGGGUUGUGAUAGAUCACGUUAGGUAUAAUCAUACAACAUUCACGUUAAAAGCUGUACUAAAAUUACUGAUGGAAGCCGUCAAACCCGUAACAUCAGGCAUGUGGGCCGAUUUUAUCAACCAAACAAUUAAAGAAGAGGAUAAAUUGUACAAUAUAGAUUUUAUUAUUGAAGAUAUGUUAAAACCCACGUAA